GUUGUCAACUGCUGCUGCCAUCGUGCUUCUGAGGCUGGAUCGUUCCACACCGUUGGACCCCAGAUCGAAAGACCCCUACCCCGCAAAACCUCCCGCUCACAACACUGAAUCCUCUGCAAACGACACGGCGCUCGAACACCGCCGUCACGCCUCUUCCAGCCAUGUCGACCGUAGAUUCAAUCCGCAAAACGCCCAGCGAAACAGAAAUAGCAAACACCCUCUCGACGCUAAAGCUCUCCACCACCGAACCGCAAAAGCCGCUGCACAAGCCAAAAUCCAAGCCCGUCGCCGACAGCUGGGAUCUGGCCUCGUCCGGCUCCGACACCGAGACGGAGACUUGCGCACCGCUGUCUACAACGAGCACGUCGACGGACCCUCCGCAGGCGCCGCCGCCCACACCCGCAUCGCCCACGCCCUUCGAGUUCCCGGUCACGUCGCCCUACGGCGCCGGGCGGCUGCGAGGCGACAGUGGAGCGGGGUCUGGCGUCGUGUCUGGCGGCGGCGGGCUGGAGAAGCGGCCGGAGAAGACGACGGCUGUCGCGGGGCGGAUGAUUGCCGGGGCGCUGGGUGUGCGGGCGCCGAGGCGGACGGAGGAGGAGAGAGAGUACGAUCGCGCGAUGCGGGAGAAGGAGAGGAAGCGGAGGGCUGAGGAGAAGGAGAGGGAGAGGCGGGAGGGGGAGGAGAGAGAGGCGAGGAAGAAGGCUGUUUGGGAUGACUAGGGGGAAUUGGAUACGAGUGAAGGGCUGGAGGCUGGCUGGGGCUUUUGAUGAUUGACGACUCUCCUCUCGUGCAUACUGUGGCUAUCUUGAGGUGUUUGAUGGCGGGUGGCUUGUUCAGCAAGUGUGGCACGCUUGCUCGAUGUGUACACACACUGCGCUGUAAGAAUGUAAAACAAUUAUUGACAGUCUGGGGAUACGAAUGAAGUGAUUGUACGUCG
Molecule: messenger RNA, 937 nt
Organism: Didymella exigua CBS 183.55
Lineage: Eukaryota; Fungi; Ascomycota; Dothideomycetes; Pleosporales; Didymellaceae
Exons: 2
Coding region: 162-719 (185 amino acids)
Source: RefSeq, a predicted model, not a curated record